AUGACCGCUGAUACCAUUAUGAGCAACACCUCUACAAUCAUCACUCUUGUCGUUGGCGCAGAGCAGCGCCUCUUCGCCGCUCACGAAGACGUUCUACGAUCGAGUUCCUUCUUCGCCAAUGCCCUUCGAAAUGGAUACAUGGAUCCCACAACCAAGAGAAUCGCUCUUCCCGAUGAGGAACCCGAGAUCUUCAGCUCCGUCUUGGAGUUUCUGUACAAGGGCGACUACUUCCCUCGCCUUGUUCACAACAAGCGAAGGAACUCAUAUGAACUGGAGCCCACACCCGAAGAAGAUAGUGCUGCCGCCGAGAGCACCGUCUACCACCGGAACGUAGAGGGCGAUCUCCUCAAAGAUACUGUCAUCUACUGUGCCGCGGAGCGGUACGGCCUCACUGAACUCAAGAAGAUUGCUCUUCGCAAGCAAGGUCUUCAAUCUGGCAUCCAGUGCAGCACCAUUCUUGCCUCGGCCCGCUAUGCCUACGCCAACACGCCCGACAGCGACUCCAAGCUUCGCGCGCACUACCUCGCUCUCAUCAUCCGCUCCCGUUCGACCUUCAAGCGCAGCGGCACAAUGCAGUUGGAAAUGUACAACGGUGGCUCACAGCUCUUCUUCGACCUCUUUGUGGCGCUGAGCAACCACGUUGACGAUAUCUCUUCUGCCUCCGGGACGCCUCGCUCCAACCGCUUUAUCUGA
Molecule: messenger RNA, 693 nt
Organism: Emericellopsis cladophorae
Lineage: Eukaryota; Fungi; Ascomycota; Sordariomycetes; Hypocreales; Bionectriaceae
Exons: 4
Coding region: 1-693 (230 amino acids)
Molecular function (GO): protein binding
Source: RefSeq, a predicted model, not a curated record